CACCAGGACCGUUGUCCACACAGCCAUAGUUGUUUGCUUGUGCCUCUCGCGUCGUAUCUCAUUCUUUAUCUGUCGCCAUGAUUCGCAGACCGGCCAUGAAGCUCACUUGCCUCCGCUCCUUCCUGGAAAGAGUAUAAUGAAGAAAUCUGGGCGCACCAUUCCUAACACUGUAGAGUACAAACCACCCAAGCGCAAGAAGUCCACGGACGGCCCUGUUCAAUACUCCGAUCGGUGGGUAGAUUGGGAAGAGCAGAAGCGACUGGGAAAGAAGUUUCGCGAGGUUGGCAAAGGAAGCUGGCCCGCGGCAGAUAUCUUGGACGAGCGAUACUCGGGCAAGAAGAGGGAAUAUCUGGUGUCGUGGGAGCCACAUCCGGAAACCAAAGAGAUCUUCAGGCCUACUUGGGUCGCAGCCGAUAGUGUCGGCGACGGACUCAUAGCUUCCUGGAAGGAAAAGAACAAACACAGAGAUACGACUCAAAACGGACACACCAGACGGCAGUCCAAUGGCCAACCUGUGACGGACACAGCAAGAAAGCCAAAACCUACACGCACCAUCCGGGAGUCUUCCAGCGAGCUGCAGUCCCAAACAACAGCUCGCCGAGCAUCAAUAGACGCAUCGUCCUCCAGCAAAGUUACAAACGGUUGGGGUACGUCGAAAAUACCAGGCACUCGAAGACAGUCUCACGACAAUUUGGUCGUGCUGUCCUCAACUCCAAUCGAGAUAGCAGAGACUCAACAAGCGACAUCACAGCCAGCCUCCAUAUCCGUCAGCAUUCCCCGUGCACAAAUCAAUAGAGACGACUACGAGUCACUUCAUAGCUCUCAGAUCCUCUCCGACGGGGGAUUACCACAAUCCUUCUCUCCAGGAUACAGCCAGUCUCUGGCCCUACACCCCUCUUCGCAACCAGCAGCCAGUCCCACUCUUCCGAAACGGAUACAUCCAGUUUUGCCCAACUCCUCCGAGGAAUCCGCCACUCAAGAAGUCAGCCACAUUCCUCCUACCGAAUUCAGUGGUAGCGGUAACACACAGCAGGUACAACCCAUUAACGGAGCCAGCCAGCCACCUCGGUACGCUCACCCAAUCCUUUCAUCACAGCAAUCUCCUCAAACUGCAGCUCUGGCGUCACAGGUCCCCCAGCCUCUUACCAGAGGCAUUGCCAGCUCGACCACUUCUCCUGCCUCAGGCGGAGUCAACGGCCCGGAGUACGUGCCAAGUACAGGACAGCAGUCGAGUCCGCACAGAGAAGUUAGCGGUGAACUGGGAUCUAGUCAGGCCCGGAGAGUCCUCUCUGUCCAGGAAUUGGCCGGUGGUCCUGCUCCUAGGCCCGACGCGUUGCCUCCCACGGCCGGCUUUAAUCCCUCUGAAAACAGCAGUGGCUCGUCGGUCUGGCAGUUCGAGACCCAAGUGCCUGCGGCGCAGCAGUCCGUCAUCUCACCGCAGCCCUCAGAAUUUGGACCCUCGAACGGGAGAAGACAAUUGAGUGAAGGCUUUCGCUCACCGGUCCGGUCGCAGAGUCGCCUUCAAACAUCGGGACUAGGGAUGGCCCAGCCUGACGUUCCCUCGCCCAGUAGGCUUGGCCUGGUGCCGGGUGACGCGGCUCUACCCAUGUCGUCGCUGCCAGACUUGCCUUCAACCGGAGGGAUUGCAGAAAGAGCAAGACCAGUCGGAAACCAAAUGGCUGAUGUAGGUCAGGUUUCUUCAUCGAAUGAGACCGGCCUUCACAUGGAACCCAUGGCCAGUCUACCUGCCGAAGCUCCUGCUCCUGCUACCGAGCCUGUGACUGUUACCAAUGACGCUCCUUCGGUCCAGCCAUAUGAUACUACUUAUUCCAGCGCCCUACACAUUCGGAAGUCGAUCGAGGAGGAGCCACAGGAUUACAAUGAUGAACAAUCCUCCAACGAGUCGAAGUUGAGUUCCAGUCAGCAAUCGGUCGAAAAUGAGAGGGAUAUCGGACAAGUCGAUGGGUUGGUGCAGCCUAGUCAUCCAAUUCUGGGGCCAGACGAGUAUGCCCUUGCUCUGCCUGCAGAAGGGAAAAUCCAGUCGACAUAUCUGGACACCAUCAAUGCGAAACGGAAAGUCAUAUUGAAGUUUAUCAAUAGACACGAAUCGAUCGGCUCAUCCAAUGGCUCGCCGAAUCGAACACACGAACGAAACGAGAUGGUGGAGUUGAUGCAACGACUACACGAUACAACCACCCAUCUUGACCUUGGACUGCCAGGAUUUGGAACCCAAUAUUCGAUUAAAUCCGAACAUCAUGCAGCUUAUGCAAACUAUGCAGGCUCGAAAUUUUCUUUUCUUGGCCACCUCGUCGAUAUGCUCAAAAACGUGUCAUGUUCCAUUAUAGUCAUGGCUCAAGCCGGUCCGAUUCAAGACCUGCUUGAACAAUAUCUGAACUUGAAGCAUAUCAAUGUCAAACGACAUGACCGAGUUGCUGCAUCACAAUCACCCACUCCAGACAGGCCCAGUACAGAAUUCCAGGUCCACCUGGUGAGCACCGGGUCCACCCAUCAAGUGUCAUUCUCGCCAAAGCCUGUCCUGCUGAUGAUUGCCUUUGAUGCCUCUUUCGACUCGCAAGAUCCUCAGGUGGCGCGUAUACGAAGACAUUUCGCACCUCUGCCCCCGAGACUCUUGCCGGUAAUCCAUCUGUUGAUUUCCAACUCUUCGGAGCAUGUGGAUCGUUGUCUGCCAAAGAGCAUGCCAUCUCCGUUGAGGUUGAAGGCUCUGGUUCGUGCAACCUAUCAAGCUGGACCGAACCUGGGAGGCAAACCAACAUACGUGCCGGACCCAUCAGAUGAACCUGAAGGGAGGCCCAUGGACUUUUCGGACCUUCAAAAAGCUCUGCGGAAGAGCCCUGAACGAAAACUCGCCAUGCUUGCGUCGAUCGUGGCGAGGGCUUCUCUGGCGGAAGAUUUUGAUGCCAAAUGGAAUUUGGGGCCGAUGCCGGAGCUUCAGCUGACGGAACUAGAAGAUACAUCUGCCAAGGCCAGCGGAACAGUGACUGUGGCUGAAACGCCCAAGGAACCUGUCCCGCACUCCAGAACACCUGUCUCACGUGCCGAUACCCCUUCUGGAAAGAAGAGGUUGUUGGACGUCGAUGGGGCGCUCCCACCAUUAGGCAAGCGUCAGCGUUUGACACCACUCCGGGACUCUCAAGAGGCAGGCAGCGCUGGGAACGAUGCACCCACUGCUGCACAAUUGCAGGAGCUUGUCAACAAAUUGCAAUCCGAUCUUGUCACUGAGAGAAAUGCCAGGCAAGAGGCUGAGAGGGAGCGCGACCGAGUUCAGGAGCAACUGGAUCAAUGGAAAAAAGACCAUGCAGCUCUACAACGACGUUAUGAGAAGAGAAUGACGAAAUGCCACGAAUUAGAGAGCAUGAACAAGAAACUCACCAAGACAAUCGAGAACAAUAAAGCUAGGUACGAGAGGGUGCUCGAAGACAAUAGUAACCUCAAAAGCAAGGUGGCGGAGCUCAAGCAGGAAUUGACCAGUGUACGGGAAGAGAUCAAGAACGGCGGAGGGGAUGCCGCGGCAUUAGAGGCUGCCCGAGAAGAAGCCCGAACUCUGGUAGCGAAGAACGUACAUUUGGAAAAAUCGCUGGAAAAUACGCGGAAGGAUUUCGAGUUCACCCGCAGCCAAUAUCAGGACGCAUCCAACAAAGCGGCCGAAUUUGCGAACCAGGUCCGAGAGCUGGAAGAAAAGGUUGAAGAGCUGUCAAAGCAGGCUGGCGACGAGAAGCGUCGACUCAAAGAGACCAACUUCGAGGACAGCAUCAAGCGGCACCUGGCCAAGAUUUCGGAACUCGAACUGGAGCGCAAGUCCAAGGAUAUGCUGUUGCGCAAACUGGAGGAGGAGAAUCGAGCCCUGAAGCGCAAUCGUGGUGUUCAGACGCGGGGAUCUAGUGUCCAACCGCCGGGCAGUCCGGGACUUGAUGGUCAUGGAGGUAGAGGCACGCGAAGCCGGCCGAGUAGUCCGGCACCUGGGCUGUUUGUCAGUGGACAUCAUUCGGGGACGUCAAAUCGGGGGAGUCUGCUGAGACAUGAACGAUGAUGAGUGCGAAUCGUGACGUGGGUGGGAUGUGCGUGGCUGCACCGGGGCACUGUGGUCAAGACCAAGUUUUGGUUGGUAUCUCAGGCGUUCUGGUACUUGAGAAAACACGAGUUUGAGCUGGGUGGGAUGGGGACACGAUAGAGUAGAGUUCAGACGUUCUCCACAGACACGCAAUCAAUAGCCGUAUCAUGAUCUCAAACAUGGUCUUGUCUGGUGAAUUGGUGAAUUGGUGAACUUGGUCCACCCUGGUGUGCACUGUCAACGUGAAUGAAUUCCUGACGCCUUCCACUUCAUCUAAGCAAUAGGUAUAUGUCCUGAGUGGUACGGUGGACAUCAGGGUGGACAAUCCAUUUGUGGCCGCAGCCUUGCGUGCUUGACAAAAACAACAGGAUGUGUAUGGUUGAUUGGUUGGUGCAAAAGUACAUGGCGGUUAGUAAGCCUAAGCGGUCAAUACAAGUUACUUAUAUUGGCUUAUGUACCUACAUAGGUAGGCUGGUCGGCAUGCGAGAGGGAAGGAAAGACGGAUGUCGAAACGAAGGCUUUGCUCAGUUGUUGUACAAUGAUUAACUUCUUCACGGGUGAGCGGCUACGGCUACGGCUCCAGUGGGGGGACUGAUUAUUAAAGGACUACGUAGUACGACCUAGAUUUUGGAGAUGUUUAGUGAGCCCUGUUUUCUCUGCUUUAUCGAUCCGAGAUUGGAAGUUUGAAUGAGUGAAUGAAUGAAUGAAUGACUGACUGAAUAGAUGAAAUGGAUGGCACUAACAAUCUGAUCAAUUGACGGAUAAGGGUAUUGGUAAUGGUAUGCAAAAAAAAGGAUUACCACUGUACGCUGUCACGCUCUGCAACGACCGACCGCAAAAGCUGAACUUCGCCAUUCAACAAGGACACAACACAGCACCUGUACUUACAUAGCUAGGCCGCCUGUAUAUCGCUAGGCAUUCGGAGUCGAAGUCGAAGUCGAGCCUGUAGUCAGAUUCUCAAUCUCGUCUUCGACCUGCUUCUUCCACGCCUGGAGACUGGCGACUUGGUCAUCUUUGGCCUUGAGUUCUGCUUGCAGUUUCGCCAUUUCCUCGCCAUUUGCCUUUUCCG
Messenger RNA from Exophiala dermatitidis NIH/UT8656, 5138 nucleotides. RefSeq lists its product as uncharacterized. The transcript has 2 exons. NCBI's taxonomy places the organism in Eukaryota, Fungi, Ascomycota, Eurotiomycetes, Chaetothyriales, Herpotrichiellaceae. Gene Ontology annotation, cellular component: HDA1 complex. The coding region runs from base 137 to 4048 and encodes 1303 amino acids. The record is from RefSeq and is a predicted model, not a curated record.